UUUCAUCGACCGCUGAUCAGAUCGCACGUUCCAGACUUAUUUGAGUAUUAUUGCCGUUGCCGUUACCGCAGCCGUUUUCGUUUUCAUCGCACUUUGCCAGAUGAUCAAAUGCUUUAGCACUCAAAGUCGACUUUCCAGUUCUAUUAUUGACGUCGCAGUCUGCUGCCCCAGCUCCGAAUCUCUGUGAGUGAAUGACCAUAACCAAACGGUUGUUUUCAGUAUUAACGCGCUCCGCCAACAAGAAUCUAUAAAAAGAAUAAAAAUCUUUAUUUCUGGUUCGAAAAAAAGCAAACAUAUGUAAUAAUUUAAUCGGUGGCGCGUUUGUGACACUUUAAUGCCGGAGGCUAUCUGACAUUCAUUUUUAAAAAAGAAAUAUUUAUUAAACAUUUCCCCAAAGGUCGUUUCGUUCUGGUGGCUUGCAAUUUUUGAGUUUUUGUUUAUUUUGGACAAACAAAGAGUAAAAGGAUUUUAAAACGUGUGCGAGGCUGCCAAUGCGCUAUUUUUAGCCAACGCACGCAGUAUUUUUUAAUUUUCCCGGAAAAAAAUAAAUGACGAUACUUUUGUACAGCUUGUUGUAUGCUACCUGCCUUUUUCCGUUUUCCCGACUCCGUGAUAGCGAAUGGUGACUGGUGAAUGUGUAAAAGUGUGAACUGUGAAGGUGUUAUUAAUGCCCUGAAGUUCAAGCUAAAAUAACGCGAGAGAAAUACAAAAUUGGAAGCAAGCAUAAUAUUUUUUUUUUUUUUUUUUUUGAGGGAAGAUAUCUGUAUCUGGGUUUAUUGAAUUUUCCAAUUCCCGUCUGAGUGUCAUUAAUAAUAAAUGAUGAAUAUGAAUGAUACCGCCAUUGCCGCCAACAACACCACCACCGUCGCCGCCGCCGUUGCUACCGCAUCGACCCAAGUGUGAGGUUUAUAAUUGAUUGUGACGCGGUGAUUUUGUGUUAUUUUUUUUUAUUGGUUUGUUAGAACGAGCAUUCAACAAUAACAACAACAAAAAAACAACAUCGACAACAUUAAACCAUAAAUUAUUAUUAUACCUCCAUAGAGGAAGCAUUGCAGCCAUAAAAAAAAGAAACAACCAGCAGCGGUAUUUGUUUACCAAAACCAUUAACAAAAUUUUGAUAAAAUUUUGAUGAUAAAAACGCCACAACAUUCUGAAACUCUAUUCGAAAUUAUUGACUUUCCACCGAAUAGUCUCUCAGGAUGAAUUGUACGCUUCUGAUCGCCGUUGCCUGCGUGUUUAUUGCCCUCGUGUCGGGAACUCCUUACAAUGUAAGCACUUCUCUGAAAAAUGCUAAAAGAUCAGUCUAUCACAGUCAUGGACUUGGCCAGCCAACUUUAAUUCAACGAAGCCCCAAUCAGUCUUCAAAACGACCAUCUCUGGAAGAAUACAAGAAACUUCGAAGCAAACUCGUAGAGAAUGAAGAAUCACGUGGCUUCGGAUCGAAGAUCAAACUUAACGCCGAUGAGGUGCUGGCUAAUAAGAUCAUCAUGGCGGCAAAAGUGAAGGAAUUCGAUGAAGGUCUUCGAGUUCCACAUCUCUUCAAUCCAUCUCAACAUUUUUUUAGUGUCAUCGAGAAAAUUCGUCAAUCGGAGCUAUUCAGACUGCUGGAAGCAAUGCCAAAGGGAGCGGUCUUGCAUGCUCACGACACAGCCCUCUGCAGUACUGAUUAUUUGGUGAAUCUGACUUACAAGGCAGACCUUUGGCUAUGCAGUGAUAGUGAUACAGACGCAAAGGAGUUUAUGUUUUCCAAAACUCGUCCAGCUUUGAGGAGCCAGUGUAAAUGGGAGUUGACUUCAAAGGUCCGCGAAGAACGUGGAGCUAAGAAGUUCGAUGAAUAUUUGAGAAACAGGCUAUCACUGUACCCAACGGAGAAGUAUGACGAUGUCAACGCUGCUUGGGAAGAUUUCGUGCACAUCUUCGGAUUGCUCGGAGGAUUGUUGUUCUAUGCACCUGUUUGGGCUGAGUAUUACUAUCAGGCUCUGACGGAAUUCUACGCUGAUGGAGUAAUGUAUCUGGAAUUCCGGACAACUUUGCCAAUCCUCUAUGACAUGGACAACACGGUUUAUACAAACAUUGACACUGCUCGAAUCUAUGAGAAAACUUUGAAGUCAUUUAAGGCCGCGAAUCCUGGUUUCAUUGGCUCUAAACUCAUCUACGCUCCCCAGAGGAACGUUCAAACCAUCAAGAUUGCCGAUUAUAUUUCAACCGCAGUUCAACUGAAGGAGGAAUUUCCAGAUUUCUUUGCCGGUUUCGAUUUAGUUGGUCAAGAGGAACUUGGCAAGCCACUAAUCGAUUUCCUGCCCCAACUCCUUGAGAUUCCCGAUGACAUUAAUUUCUAUUUCCAUGCGGGCGAGACAAAUUGGUUUGGUGCGACCACAGAUGAGAAUCUCGUUGACGCAGUCCUCCUCGGAACCAAACGCAUCGGCCAUGGCUAUGCCCUAAUCAAACAUCCUGCCGUCCUCGCUCAGCUAAAGGAAAACGAUAUCGCCAUCGAAGUGAAUCCGAUUUCAAAUCAAGUACUUCAACUGGUCACCGAUUUGAGGAACCAUCCGUGUUCCCACCUUUUUGCGGACAACUAUCCGGUGGUAAUAUCAUCGGAUGACCCCUCAUUCUGGAGAGCUUCACCCCUGUCACAUGACUUCUACGUUGCAUUCUUGGGCAUUGCAUCGGCCCAUGCUGACUUGAGGUUACUCAAGCAAUUGGCAAUCAAUUCAAUUCAGUACAGCGCUUUGAGUGGAGAUGAAAAGGAGCAGGCGUUAGCAAUGUGGCAGACGAGAUGGGACAGCUACAUUGAUUGGGUGCGGAGUUCAGCUUCAGCGUUAUCGAAUAAUAUCGAUUGACUGGCGGUGGCGGUGCGCGUUGUACCGCCACUCUUCAUUGCUCUCAAGUCCACGACGACGAUGACGUCGUUUUUGUACAAAUAGAGGAUUAAUAAUAAUUACAAUAUUAAAAUUUUCCAUAGAAUAUGAAAGAAAAAGUGUGGAAAAGAUGAACAAGGACAUUCCUAGGAAAUAACAGGACGAACUGUAUUAAAAAAUAAGCUUUAAUUAAGACA
Molecule: messenger RNA, 3055 nt
Organism: Eupeodes corollae
Lineage: Eukaryota; Metazoa; Arthropoda; Insecta; Diptera; Syrphidae
Product: adenosine deaminase 2-like
Exons: 4
Coding region: 1200-2840 (546 amino acids)
Biological process (GO): inosine biosynthetic process; adenosine catabolic process
Molecular function (GO): adenosine deaminase activity
Source: RefSeq, a predicted model, not a curated record